AAAAAUUAAAAUAGAAAGCUAAAGAAGAGUUGUAUUAUAAAUAUUACACUAGUUCUCUUUCUCUUUUCAUCUUUGAAGCCAUGGAUGAUCAUAAGAACACAAUGAUAUCUAAUGUUUUUCUGUGUCUUUUUUUUCUUUGUCUUCCUCUCUUAGUUUCAGCAGAAUGUAGCUGUGAAACUGAACUCCAAGAGAACAACAGCAACAACAAGAUCAAAGCUUUGAGGUAUAAACUUGCUGCAAUAUCAUCCAUCCUGUUAUCCAGUGCACUAGGCGUUUCAGUCCCACUAUUGGGGAAGAAAAUCCAGAUAUUUCGACCUGAAAACAAUAUUUUCUUCCUGAUCAAAGCCUUUGCAGCUGGUGUGAUUCUUUCAACUGGUUUUGUACACAUUCUACCUGAUGCAUAUGAGUCCUUAACCAGCCCUUGCCUCCGGGAAAAGCCUUGGCAUGAUUUUCCCUUCACGGGGCUGGUGGCGAUGGUUUCUGCUAUGGUGACAAUGAUGAUUGAUUCAUUUGCCACUAGUUUUUACAAAAUAUCACAUUUCAGCAAAGCUUUGCCUGUGAACGGUGAUGAGGAGAUGAGAGGAGAGCAUGAGGGGCAUGUUCAUGUUCAUACUCAUGCAACCCAUGGACAUGCUCAUGGCUCUGCUAUUGCAUCACAUGAUUCUGGUUUAUCCGACCUUGUAAAGUAUCGUAUUGUAUCUCAGGUAUUGGAGUUGGGAAUUGUGAUUCAUUCGGUGGUAAUUGGGAUCUCCUUGGGUGCUUCCCAAAGUGCCAAGACAAUCAAGCCCCUUGUAGCAGCACUUACUUUCCAUCAAUUCUUUGAAGGCAUGGGUCUUGGUGGAUGCAUCUCUCAAGCAAAAUUUAAAUCCAGGGCAAUUGCAGUGAUGGUUUUGUUCUUCUCCUUGACUACCCCAAUGGGAAUUGGGUUAGGGAUUGGGAUAUCAAGAAUUUACAAUGACAAUAACUCCAGGGCUCUUAUUGUUGAAGGAAUAUUUAACUCUGCUUCAGCUGGGAUCUUGAUUUAUAUGGCACUUGUGGACCUUCUUGCUGCUGAUUUUAUGAACCCUAGAAUGCAAAGCAAUCUUAGGUUGCAGCUUGGUUCUUAUCUCUCACUUCUGCUUGGGGCAGGCUGCAUGUCACUCUUGGCCAAAUGGGCCUAAUUCCCUAGUGUGGCACUGUGGCUAGUGGCGCCACUUUAGCUUGUUCCGUACCAUUUUUGGCCUUUUUGUUCUUCUUCUUGUUGUUUUCUUUGUCUGAAUUGUCUUGUAAUCUUGUAAUACUGUAAUUGAGUUUGUUAAAGGUCAAUGUCAACCCUAAAAAUUUUACUUAUU
Molecule: messenger RNA, 1331 nt
Organism: Rubroshorea leprosula
Lineage: Eukaryota; Viridiplantae; Streptophyta; Magnoliopsida; Malvales; Dipterocarpaceae
Source: the annotation of a GenBank genome assembly